This is a messenger RNA of Durotheca rogersii, 535 nucleotides long. RefSeq lists its product as uncharacterized. Gene Ontology annotation, cellular component: cytoplasm. The record is from RefSeq and is a predicted model, not a curated record. Gene Ontology annotation, biological process: N-acetylglucosamine catabolic process; N-acetylneuraminate catabolic process; D-glucosamine catabolic process. The coding region runs from base 94 to 426 and encodes 110 amino acids. Lineage: Eukaryota; Fungi; Ascomycota; Sordariomycetes; Xylariales; Xylariaceae. The transcript has 2 exons. Gene Ontology annotation, molecular function: identical protein binding; glucosamine-6-phosphate deaminase activity.
CUGGUCGAAGGCCGGUGAUUCGCGGCUCGCAGAGCAGCCAACCAGGUGGCCCUGGGCACCACAUGACCUCGGCCAUGCUAUGGACAGGUAGCUAUGCUACUACAACGUUCCGGCAGCCUCCCCUAUCCAGUCACAAGUAGCUGCUGCUGCUAUCCAGUCGCAAACUCGCCGCGACACUACUCGUCGUACUCUUAUCAAAUAUACCCAAGCGGGACUAUCUCCAAGAUGAGGCUCAUCAUCCGCGAGAACUCGGAGACGGCCAGCGCCUACGUGGCUCACUACGUUAUCGAGCGGAUUCGACACUUCAACCCUACGCCGGCACACCCCUUCGUGCUUGGUCUGCCUACCGGUUCGAGUCCGCUCGGAGUAUAUAAGAUCUUAGUUGAGCAGUACAAGGCUGGGAACGUAUGUGAAGAUCGACCAUAGCUCAGGCUGACGCUUUGCAACAAGACUAAUACGCAGCUGAUAGAUAUCCUUCGAAAAUGUGGUCACUUUCAACAUGGUACGGCGUAGUGUUGUCUUUUUCUCUCCCUCU